AUGGGUUAAUAAUGUUGUCGUAAUUCUCCACUUCCAGACUUAGAAGAUAAAUAGAAUAACAAUCCUCCCGAACAGUAUUCAAAUAAAUAAGAUACCUUUGCAACUCGUACUCAAUCAUACCAAACAAGAAUCAAUGAAUUAGAAAACAAUGUAUAAACUUCCUUAGAAGUAAUGAAUAAAUUGAAUGAUACAAUACUGAAUUUAGUAGUAUAGGUCGAAAGCUUAAAUAAUUAAUUAGAGCAAAAGUAGAAAUUAGAACAGAUUGAACCUAAAGUGGUAAAAUGA
Messenger RNA from Paramecium tetraurelia, 285 nucleotides. RefSeq lists its product as uncharacterized. The record is from RefSeq and is a predicted model, not a curated record. The transcript has 2 exons. Lineage: Eukaryota; Ciliophora; Oligohymenophorea; Peniculida; Parameciidae.